CCCUGUUCUUGACUUUUAGCACUUUUGCGCGUAUCUUGUUUUGACGAGAAACCGCAAAGAAGCUGCCUCCUCGACCUAUUUUAAAACACGGUACAUUUACUGAGACGCAGUGAUGGACCAGAAUAAAGUCUAUGGUUGGUAGUGGGAUCUUCCUUUCUUCAUCACACGAGGGAGGGGUAGCCUGCCUUUACUGCCCUCUUCACAGAUACCUGCCUCCUCCUUGGAGGGAAACAAUCCUCAGUCAUAGGAAAUCCGCCUCUCCUGAUUUGAGGAAAAUGUUUCACCCUGGGAGAGAGAACCAUCAAACGGGACCAAGGGAUGUCUCUGACUCCAAUGUGGUAAAACUCAUCAAUAAGCUCAAAGCCAUCCUGAAGAAAAAGUACCAAAGUCCGCCAGGGGGGGAAACUGAGCAUCCAUUUUAUAUACAUUGUGAUGUCCAGUAUCCACCUGGUGAAAGUGGAGAGGUGAACCAACAUGAGUACAUUCAAAUUAAGCCAACUUUCAGGAAGAGACACCAAUGGAGAUGCUCACCCUUAAGCUUAUACUUUGAUUCUGAACUAGACGACGAGCGAGUCAGAAUAGCGCUGACAAAGGGCGUCUCUGGUAUUGGCAAAACAAGCCAGGUGCGGAUGAUUAUUCUUAACUGGGCAGAGGGAAAAGGAAACCAGCAAUGUACUCUCAUAUUUCCCCUUCCUUUCCGGGAGCUGAAUUUGCUGAAGGAGAAAUUGAGUCUGAUUGAACUUCUUUACAAGUUUUUCCCAGAAUUGAAAGAACCUGGAAUUUACAACUUGGAGAACUUGAGAGUUGCGUUCAUUCUUGACGGGCUGGAUGAAUUCCGACGUCCUCUCGACUUCAAGAACAGCCCGAUAGUGACCGAUGUCACAGAGCCCUCCUCCGUGCCGACACUGCUGACAAACCUAAUUAACGGUAACCUUCUUCCCUCCGCCGCUCACAUAUGGAUUACAUCCAGACCUGCGGCAGUCAGUCGCAUCCCUCUUCAGUACAUCAACGAAGUGACAGAAAUCGAAGGCUUCACGGACUCUCAGAAAGAGGAGUUCUUCAGGAGAGCAAUCAUUCACACGGACCAGGCCAAUGCAAUUAUCCACCACUUGAAGUACUCAAAAAGCCUCUAUGUUUUGUGCCAGAUACCUAUUAUCUGUUAGAUUUCUGCAUCAGUCCUCGUUAGACAGACAUGGCUAUCCGAUAAAGAAUAUGACCCCGGAGCUCUGACUCCAAUGUACACUGACCUACUCGCCCUGUUGCAAACACAGAAUCAGAAUACACAGAAGAUGGCUAUUAAAUUUGGAGAACUAGCCUUUAAGCAGUUGGUGAAAGGCAACACGGUUUUCUACAGGGAAGACCUACAAGAGUGCGACAUUAACUGUGAUGAGGGGUCAGAGUUUGCAAAAGUAAGCAUACCCAUCUUCAGGGAGGAUAUUGGGCUGCACCAAAAGAAGAUCUACUACUUUGGGCAUACCACCAUUCAGGAGUUCUUUGCUGCAAUGUGGUUUAAUCGGUCCUGCAACAGCCUAGAUGACAACCUGAGGAAAGCAGUGGACAUGGCCUUACAGAGCAAAAACGGAAAGCUGGACCUCUUCCUCCGGUUCCUCCUCGGCUUCUCGCAGAGCUUCAUCCAGUCAAUCGCAGAGGCCGGCUACAACUUCUCGGAGACACUGACGGAAGCAGUAGAGUAUAUCAAGAAGAAGGUGAUGGAGAAUCCCGCUUCACCGAGGACCCUCAACCUGCUGAACUGCCUGACGGAACUGGGUGACAGCUCUUUAGAAACGGAUGGUGUGAGCUUUCUCAAUACGGGAAUCCCCCCAGAUGCCAAAUACCCACGUGCACAUUGGUCUGACCUGGCCGCUGUGUUAUUGGCAUCGGAGUCUGGGCCAAUAGACAUGCUUGGGUUGGAAGUAAAGAAGAGAGGAGACAAGGAACUUCUGAGGAUGCUGCCAGUGAUCAAAGCUUCCCAGACAGCCAUGCUGUCAUAUCACAAACUAACAGAGAAAUCCUGUGAAUGUCUGGCCUCGGCGCUCACCUCAAAGGUGUCCAAUCUGAAAACUCUGGACCUGAGUUUCAACACGCUGAAGGACUCAGGAGUGCAGCUGUUGGCGGCCGGCUUGGCCAAGCCACACUGCCGACUGGGGAGACUGAAACUGUCCGGCUGCAGGGUGAAACAGAAUGGCUUUGCAGCUCUGGCCAAAGCUCUCAAAUCCAACCCCUCGCACCUGCAAGAGCUGGAUCUGAGCGGAAACGAACCGGGAGAAUCAGGGGUGUUUCAUCUCGUUGACGGACUGAAGGUUGUCAAUUGCAAACUGCAGAUCCUAAAGCUCUCAAACUGCAAGCUGGGCCUGGAGCUGAGUCGCGCUCUGGUGGUGUUGCUGAUAGACAACCCCAGACACCUGCGAGAGCUGGACGUCAGCAUGAACGACCUGGGAGACCGGGGGGUGAAGCUGCUCAUGGACAUACUGAAGUCAACCCAGAUAUACAAACUGGAGUUGUACUGUUGUCAGCUCACUGAGAAAUGCUGUGAGAACAUGUUUAGGUGUCUGGCCAACAUCCCCAGUCUGAGGGAGCUCAACCUGAGCAACAAUAACCUGAAGGACGAGGGGUUCAAGAUGCUCUGCAAAGCCUUCAGGCUGCCCGCCUGUCAACUGGAGAAAGUCAUUUUGGCGAGCUGUGGCAUCACCCUAGUCAGAGGGUUUCAUUUCAACUCUAUCCUCAAAGAGCUAGACAUCAGCAGGAACCAUCUGGGCGACUUGGAUGACUGGGCCGAUGUCUUGUUCUGCUUGUCUUCACUUGAGACCCUCAGGGUGAGUGACUGUAAACUGACAGAGAAAUGCUGUGGGGAGCUGGUCGAAGCUCUCAGCUCCAACCUCACCAACCUGAAAGAGCUGGAUCUCUCUGGAAACGACCUGGGAGACCGCGGGGUGAAGACUCUCUACAUGGGACUGACGUCCAGGUGUUGUACACUGGAGAGACUGUUUCUGAGAUGCUGUGGGAUCACAGUAAAGGGCUGCUCCUCCCUAGCCGUAGCCCUGAAGUCCAGCCACUCCAGCAUCACAGAACUAGGCCUGAUGGGAAACGACACGGGAGAAGAAGGACUGAGAAUUCUCUCCGGCAUCAGGGACAACCAACACUACAAACUACAGACUCUAGAAAUCAACGAUUGAGAGAGGUCUUGACUCGCUUGAUGGGGUUCUUCUUGGCGUCUCGAUCCUCAAGUUCUGUACUCGCUCCGGUCAAAAGUGCUUCACUGUAAAGGGAACAGGAUGCUAUCUCGGACACAGACUGGGAUUUGCAUUCAGGCGACUGAAUUGAUCGCUGUGCAGACUGGGAUUUGCAUUCAGGCGACUGAAUUGAUCGCCGUACAGACUGGGAUUUGCAUUCAGACGACUGAAUUGAUCGCUGUGCAGACUGGGAUUUGCAUUCAUACGACUGAAUUGAUCGCUGUGCAGACUGGGAUUUGCAUUCAGGCGACUGAAUUGAUCGCUGUGCAGACUGGGAUUUGCAUUCAGACGACUGAAUUGAUCGUUGUACGGACUUAAAGUGCCUAAACUUGAAAAAGUGAAUUAUAUAGAAUUUUAAAGAGUAGGAUGCCCUUUACGAUGUAACCACAUUGUCUGUACCAAACUAAAGGAUGUUACUCAGUACCUUUAACCUCAAUCAUGCUCAGUAACCUCAAAGUCCAUGCAGUACUUUUUGCACAUCAAUGUCAAGUCAAGACGUUACAGUAUACGAUGUAGCCUUUACUGAAGAGAAGGGUGAUGCUAUGUUUUACAUAAUGACCUUAUUCCGUUUUCUUGUUUAACCAAGGAUGUGUCAUCAUUGGGGGACUAUGGUGGGACUGAAUAAAUGAAUAAGCCAUUUGAAGACGUUUUCACCUUUACCAACCCCCCCACCCCCCAGACUACCCGCACAGUCUUCAACGAUACAAAUUCAAUAGAACCCUUAGAUUGGUGUGAUAUGAACAUGCAAAUGAACAGAAUGCUACCCUAGACAGCAUAGAUACAAUUGGACGAAACAUGGUAGAGCUGAAGUACAAAACUCCAUAUUGAAAGGUUUAACUUAAUAAAAUGAGGAUCUCUAUGGUUAAAUCUAUGGGCUCCUGAGUGACGCAGCGGUCUAAGGCACCGCAUCUCAGUGUUUGAGGCGUCACUACAGGCACCCUGGUUCGAUUCCAGGCUGUAUCACAACCGGCUGUGAUUGGCCCAGCGUCAUCCGGGUUUUGCCGGCGUAGGCAGUCAUUGUAAAAUAAGAAUUUGUUAACUGACUUUCCUAGUUAUAUAAAAAAUAAUUAAAAAAAAAAUCUAAAUCAUCUUUCCUACCUUUGUAUUUAGUGAAUAGUGUUGACCAACUUUAACUGCAGAUAAGUAAAAACAUGAUAUAUUGGUUUUUUUGCAUUAGUGAUUUAUGCAUUUACCACCACAUCACUGAAUAUCAGCCUUGCAUGAUUCAACAUAGGUUAUAAGUUACUGUAUAUACCACUACAAGCACAGGCUGAGUUUUUGGGGGCGUUUUGUGUUUUUUAAACUCAUUAAAACGUUCUAAAAUUAAUGAAAACAUGCAUUAAUAAACUGUAUAUUUUAUAUAUUG
Messenger RNA from Oncorhynchus tshawytscha (Chinook salmon), 4596 nucleotides. RefSeq names its product ribonuclease inhibitor-like. The coding region runs from base 1236 to 3173 and encodes 645 amino acids. The record is from RefSeq and is a predicted model, not a curated record. The transcript is spliced from 10 exons. NCBI's taxonomy places the organism in Eukaryota, Metazoa, Chordata, Actinopteri, Salmoniformes, Salmonidae. Gene Ontology annotation, molecular function: protein binding.